Molecule: messenger RNA, 876 nt
Organism: Kazachstania africana CBS 2517
Lineage: Eukaryota; Fungi; Ascomycota; Saccharomycetes; Saccharomycetales; Saccharomycetaceae
Gene: TDA10
Product: putative ATP-dependent kinase
Exons: 1
Coding region: 1-876 (291 amino acids)
Cellular component (GO): cytoplasm
Source: RefSeq, a predicted model, not a curated record
AUGGUUGAUAAUAAAGUCAUAGAUUAUACAUUUGAGUUUGUAGACACCUAUAUCCCUCAAUGGUUUGAAACAGGAACAAAAGGCCCGCUUUUCAUAUACGUGUCCGGGCCUCAAGGCUCAGGCAAGACCUUCACCAGUCAGAAACUAUAUGAACAUCUGGUUUCACAAUACGGAGAAGAGAAAAAUAUAGCUUUAGCAUCAAUUGAUGACUUUUACUUAACACACGAGGCCCAAAUUUCCUUGAAUUCUCAGUAUCCAAACAAUAAACUAUUGCAAGGCAGGGGUUUACCAGGCACACAUGAUAUGUCACUAUUGAAUAGCUGUUUACGUUCAAUUUUGCAAAGUGAGAGUAACGGUGAGGAUAAGGACACAGUAUUAUUGCCAAGAUAUGACAAAUCCAAGUUUAAUGGCGAAGGGGAUAGAAGUGAGGAAGUGGCUCGAGUAAAAUUACCUGUCGAUAUUUUUAUAUUGGAGGGUUGGUUUUUAGGUUUCAAUCCUAUUUUAGGCAACCUAGGGGAAGAAGUGGAGACUAUGGUGGAAGGAGAUAUGAUUGACGUCAAUGCUAAGCUGUUCAUGUAUGGCGAUCUUAUGUGGAAAAAUCCAGAAAUUCACUCACUGGGGAUUGUAUUUGAUACCGAUGACAUUAACAAUGUUUAUGAAUGGAGAUUAGAGCAAGAGCAUAGGAGCAUUGAACUGAAUGGGUCUGGUAUGACAAAUGAAAAGGUGAAAUUAUUUGUUGACAAGUACUUUCCUUGCUACCAAUUAUAUUAUGAGGCAUUGGUCCGCAGCGAAAAUUUGGGUUCAAUAGCCACGUUAACUUUGGGGAUCGAUCUCAACAGAAAUACAUAUUCUACCAAGACUAGAAGCAUAGAAUAA